AUAACCUGGCUUUCUCCUUUCUUUCUUGGAACUCUGCAUAAUAAAUCCACAGUGCAUGCUACUAAUUUCCUUUCAACAUUGAUCGACACGUGUACAUACAAUUUCAGUUCACAAAUGCUUACUUACAUUACAUAUGCGCUUCCAACAAUCAGUAUAAUACUGUAACUAAGUUGUGUGCGUUUUUUAUCGAGCUUAAAUGGAUCUUAGAUCUCUGCAAAUGGCGAAUCCAGUCCUUCAUUCCUCCAUUCCCCGCACGACUUCAGCUACAACACACAUAUUUGGUGCCCAGUUGAGAUUCUUGGAAAUUGAACAGACCCAUGUCAGAUUAUCGACUUCUUCCAGGAAGUUAAUGCCUACUGUUAUUAGAGUAAGACUUCUGUUUAAGCUUCCUGAUUUGGCCAUGCCAAUUGUAAACAUUUCCAUUUUGAUGCAUCAUUUUCAACCCUUCCAGCAAACCCAAGAAGAAAGAAAGAGAGUCGUGAGGAGAAUUUCAACCAAGAAGAAGAAAGCAAGUCGUGAGGGAGACUUUUUUUUUUUUUUUGGUGGGUGGGGGUGCACUUCAAAAAGUUUCUAUUUUUGUUCUUGGUUUUCUUUAAUUUAGAGCUUUGCAAAAAAAUAGGAAAAAAAAGGGGAAAACUGUCAGCCUUUAAUCAUUAAGGAA
This is a messenger RNA of Ipomoea nil (Japanese morning glory), 661 nucleotides long. RefSeq lists its product as uncharacterized. Bases 197 to 601 code for a protein of 134 amino acids. The transcript has 3 exons. NCBI's taxonomy places the organism in Eukaryota, Viridiplantae, Streptophyta, Magnoliopsida, Solanales, Convolvulaceae. The record is from RefSeq and is a predicted model, not a curated record.